This is a messenger RNA of Rotaria sp. Silwood2, 1737 nucleotides long. The record is from the annotation of a GenBank genome assembly. NCBI's taxonomy places the organism in Eukaryota, Metazoa, Rotifera, Eurotatoria, Philodinida, Philodinidae.
AUGUCAUCAUCAAUACCAGAAAUAGUUGAUGUUGUUAUUGUUGGUGCAGGUCCAACUGGAUUAUUAUUAGCUUGUCUUUUGUCUAUUUAUGGUAUUAAAUUUCGUAUAAUUGAUAAAUCUGUUGAUCAUACAACUCAAUCACGUGCGUUAGUUGUUCAUGCUCGUUCCCUAGAAAUUUUAGAUCAAUUAGGAAUUGGAAAUGAAGCUGUUCGUCGUGGUGAAAUCGCUAAAAGUUUUAGUGGAUUUUUCCAUGGAAAAAAACGAUUAGAAGUUAAUAUAAAUAUAUUAAGAACACGAAAUUUAACUAAAUAUCCAUAUAUACUUAUAUUGGAACAAUCAAAAACUGAAGAAUUAUUUGAAGAUUUUCUUCUUAAACGUAAUAUUCAAAUAGAUCGACAAUGUGAAUUAAUUAACUUUAAUGAAGUUUGUGAUAAUAAUAAUGAGUUAAUUGAAUGUACAAUUAAAGAUUAUCGUGAUAAUAUUGAAGGAAAAUUAAUAAAAAUUUGUACAAAAUAUUUAUGUGGUUGUGAUGGUGCCCAUUCAAAAGUUAGACAAAAUCUUAAAUUAUCAUUUCCUGGUAAUACAUAUGAAGAAACUCUUUUUGUUAUUGAUUGUCAUGUUAAAUUUUUGGAUCAGUCAAAAAGUGAAAAAAUAAUAAAUGAUGUAGAAUUUAAUCUAACAAAAUCUGGUAUAUGUCUUUUAUUUCCAUUGAAAGAUCAUGAAAAUGAUAAUAGAUAUCGUGUUAUUGGUACUAUUCCACAUGAACUUUUAAAAUCUUCAAAAGAAUUAAAAUUUGAAGAUAUUCAAUUAUGUAUUAGUAAACAUAUCGAAAGAAAAAUUGAAUUAUAUAAUUCAUUAUGGAUGUCAACUUAUCGAACACAUCAUCGUUAUGUUGAAUCAUUUUCAUUUAAUAAUAAAUAUUUUUUAUUAGGUGAUGCAGCACAUAUUCAUUCUCCUGUUGGUGGUCAAGGUAUGAAUACAGGUCUUCAAGAUGCUUUUAAUUUAGCUUGGAAAUUAGCUUUUACUAUACAAGGAAAAACAAUAAACAAUAAUCAAUUAUUAAAAACUUAUAAUGAUGAAAGAAUUCGUGUAGCAAAAGAUCUUGUUAAUUCAACUGAUCGUAUAUUUACAUUUAUGACAAGUUCGAAUUAUAUUAUUCAAUUUUUAAGACUCAAUAUUUUACCAUAUAUUUAUCAAUGGAUUUUUUCUCCUUUACUUAAUUAUAUUUCAUUUCUUCGAGAUGCUUUUUUUAAACGUAUAUCAAUGAUUGGAAUUCAAUAUCAUCACAGUGAACUUUCUAUAACAACUGAAGAUUUAAAAAAAGAUAAAAUUCAAUCAGGUGAUCGAAUACCAUAUGUUUAUACUCAUUCUGAUAAUUUAUUGUCGUUAGAAUCGACAAACAAUAAUAAUAAUAAUAAUAAUGAUGAUGAUGAUGAUGAUAGUCGAAUUUAUUUUCAUCUACAUGUUUUAAUUAAUCCAAAAAGAGUUAAUUCAAACAAAUUAUUUCUAUUUGUUAAAUUUAUUCAAGAUUAUUAUUCACAUUUGAUUAAAAUACAUGAAUUUCAAUAUUCUGAAGAUACAAAAGAAAUUUUUCAUGCUUUUGGUGUAAAUAAGAAUUCCGAGGGUGCCGCUUUUCUAAUUCGACCUGAUCAAUAUAUUGCCUAUUGUACAAAAACAUUUGAUAUUCAACAUUUUAACACUUAUUUUUCAAAAUACUUUUCCCAACGCAGGGUCUAA